Meloidogyne enterolobii is the source of this 298-nucleotide messenger RNA. The record is from the annotation of a GenBank genome assembly. Lineage: Eukaryota; Metazoa; Nematoda; Chromadorea; Rhabditida; Meloidogynidae.
UAUUUAUUUUUCUUUCAUUAUUUAAAAAAAUUGUUUAUUUCCAUAUGUUUUCCUUUGUUAUUAUUUUUAAAUUUUUUCUGUCUCGAAUUUAUUUUUCUUUAUAUUUUGUUCCUGCUUUUCCAUUUAUUUUUAUGUGUUCUUUCCUGGUAUUUUUUAUAAAGCUACGACAAACCGCGGCGCCGCACUUGACGAAAAAAAGAUGAAAACGAGGAAGUAAAGACUGGGAGGGGAAUAAAUAAAUAUAUAAAUAAAUAAAUUGUUGCCAUGCCAGUCUAAAAUAUAUUUUUGAACUAGAAAA